GAUCCAAAGCUACGACUCAUAUACUAGAACUAAAUUUAAGUAAAACAGAUUAUACGUAACAUUUUAGAAUUUCGAUCGUCACCCAAACAGUCAAUAGACUAUAAUACUAUAAGAAUAAGAAAUUAUUUCGUGCCUAACGAUAAAAAUUAUUUGACCAGUUAGAUAAUAACGAACACAGUGAAAAUACAUCAGAAACAAAUUCGCUUUUCCUCUGUUUCGUAUGCUUCGUGUACAACAUAUAAAAGUGACGUUUCUUGCAGAUAAAAAUGUCAGACAACGAGACUCUUAAAUCAACCACUGAUCCAGACUCUUGUCUAUCUGAAAUGGCAAAGUCAGGUCAACAAGACAAUGUAGAAGAUACAUCAGUCGCCACGGUAGAAAAUCAAAAUGCACCCAUGCAAGAUAUUGACUGUAAGAUUUCGUAUGGCAUAGAAAAUCAAACAAUAGAGAUGUCCGCAAAGGAAGUAAACGCGACUAGCAUUGAAGAUAUGAAAAUUAUCUGUGAAACUGUGAAUAAGUCUCUAGAAAAAAAAGUGGAGGACAGCACAACAUCUGAAACAAAACAAAAUGUGUCAUCUCCAAAUAUUCCGGAAAUUCAGCAAGAAACGGCCAUAGGCGCCGGAGAUAUUUUUUCCGUGACAAAACAAGACGGAAAUGCUGAUGUUGAGAAACCAGAAGAGCAAAUUGCACUUACUGGCAUGGUCGAUCCGAUUAAACCGGAAAACGAUAAAUCAGUGAUAGGAGACGAUAACAAUGUAACUGAACACGAACUUUUAAUAUCGAAAUUAAAAGAAGAAGUGCAGAAAGCGGCUAACGAACGAGACUCUUAUCAAAAGAAGUUGGAAAGCGCAGAAAAAAAACUGACGGAGUUGCAGACGACGUACGAUGCCCUGCUGAAGGGUGAAGGUAACGAGGUCAUGCUUCGUCGAAUGGUGGAUCAGUUAAAGGGCAAACUUAUUCAGACUUCGCUGCAAUUGGAAGAUCGAAUUCGUACCGUGUCCAAUCAGGAGAAGCAAAUUAGCGCAUUGAAUAAUCAGGUGGCUUCACUGAAGGAAGUAGAGUCUCUCACCAGAAGUCUGUUGCAAAUUCGUAAUAUGGAAGUAAAGCAUUUGCAGGCAGAGGUUGAUGACAUGGAAGUCCGAAUUUCUGAGGAACGUGAACGAUAUAAUACGAUGAUUAACAAAAUGGAUGCCGCGGUCAAAUUAAAUGCAGAUUUGAAAAAAGAAUACGAGACCCAGCUUUGUCUUUUCCGAGAUUUACGAGAAAAGUAUGAAGAAAAGGUUUCAUUACUAUCAGAAGAGAAACGAGCCCUUGAGGCUAACGUACAGUCUCCUAAAUAAGGAAGUACCUUAAACUCGCUGAAUUGUUUUGUAAUUAUUAUAAUUUGUAUAAAAUAGAAACUUUGUUCGGAAAUAA
This is a messenger RNA of Bombus huntii, 1416 nucleotides long. Its product is annotated as tropomyosin-2. Bases 267 to 1340 code for a protein of 357 amino acids. The transcript has 4 exons. The record is from RefSeq and is a predicted model, not a curated record. Lineage: Eukaryota; Metazoa; Arthropoda; Insecta; Hymenoptera; Apidae.